Rosa rugosa (rugosa rose) is the source of this 1385-nucleotide messenger RNA. RefSeq lists its product as uncharacterized. Bases 111 to 1250 code for a protein of 379 amino acids. The record is from RefSeq and is a predicted model, not a curated record. Gene Ontology annotation, cellular component: membrane. The transcript is spliced from 2 exons. Gene Ontology annotation, molecular function: beta-1,4-mannosylglycoprotein 4-beta-N-acetylglucosaminyltransferase activity. Gene Ontology annotation, biological process: N-acetylglucosamine metabolic process; protein N-linked glycosylation. Lineage: Eukaryota; Viridiplantae; Streptophyta; Magnoliopsida; Rosales; Rosaceae.
UUCCUGGUGAAGGACUAUCUCAAUUCCUUUUUAUCAGAAAAGCAUGGUGGGGUUCUUCAAGAAUCUCACUUUCAGUCACUUUGAGUAAUGAUAAAGCAAACCAGCAGGGCAUGGCACCACGAUCUCUUCGUCAUACUCCCAGACGGACUCCACGCAAGUUCUUUUAUCUCUUACUGUUGAUAUUCGUGCCUGCAUGUAUAUUUGGACUCUUUAUAGAUUACCGGAAAGUUACAUAUUUCCUCCGGCCACUUUGGGAUACGCCUCCAGCUCCGUUCACAUGGCUGCCACACUACUAUGCAGAAAAUGUAAGCAUGGACCAUCUCUGCCACCUUCAUGGCUGGUCCGUGCGUGCCACUCCACGCCGUAUUUUUGAUGCCAUCAUCUUCAGCAAUGAAAUAGACUUGCUUGAUAUCAGGUGGCAUGAACUUUAUCCAUAUGUCACAAAAUUUGUAAUCAUCGAGGCAAAUACUACUUUCACUGGAAUCCCUAAACCUCUCUACUUUGCUUCAAAUCGGAACAGAUUUGCCUUUGCUGAUGAAAAAAUUGUGCACUAUGUCUUUCCUGGCACAACUCGAAGCGGAGAUUCACAUGCAGACCCCUUCAAAUUUGAGAGAAUGCAACGUGCAGCUAUGGAUGAUUUACUUCGGCAGGCAGGGAUUUCCAAUGGCGAUGUCCUGAUAAUGGCGGAUACUGAUGAGAUCCCUAGGCCGCAGACGUUGAAACUGUUGCAAUGGUGUGAUGGGAUCCCUUCUAAACUGCAUUUUGAGAUGAAGCACUACCUGUACUCAUUUGAGUUCCCAAUGGACAGCAUCUGGAAGACUGCAUCUAAUAUCUACGGCCCGAAUACCAGGUACAUGCAUUCGAGGCAAACUGAUGACCUGCUCUCUGAUGCGGGAUGGCAUUGUAGUUUUUGCUUUCGGCACAUUGAGGAGUUUGUGUUCAAGAUGGGAGCUUAUAGCCACGCAGAGCGUGUGAGGCGGAGAGACUUUCUGGAUUACAGAAGAAUACAGAGGCUCAUUUGUCAUGGUGACGAUCUUUUCGAUAUGUUACCUGAAGAGUUCACAUUCAAGGACUUGAUCAGGAAGAUGGGAUCGAUUCCCAAAUCAGCUUCUGCAAUUACCCUUCCUGCUUAUUUGAUAAAGAAUGCGGACAAGUUUAGGUACCUUCUCCCUGGAGGCUGUAUCAGAGAGACUGGUAGCUCUUCUAAUUUUCCUAAGGAUAGUAGUUAUUCUGAUCCUAGUGUUUUUUAGGAAAUCCAGAUAGUUUACACUGCAAAGUUGAUGAGAUUAGGACUCCUAUGAUUUGUGAGAGAAUCAAAUCCAGCUUCAAAUACUGAACGACGGACAAUUGAAUAUCUCCUUUUAUCCCAUACAGGGUUUGCUUUA